This is a messenger RNA of Camelus dromedarius (Arabian camel), 1842 nucleotides long. RefSeq names its product F-box and leucine rich repeat protein 6 (gene FBXL6). The transcript has 9 exons. The coding region runs from base 1 to 1752 and encodes 583 amino acids. NCBI's taxonomy places the organism in Eukaryota, Metazoa, Chordata, Mammalia, Artiodactyla, Camelidae. Gene Ontology annotation, biological process: regulation of cell cycle; G2/M transition of mitotic cell cycle; SCF-dependent proteasomal ubiquitin-dependent protein catabolic process. Gene Ontology annotation, molecular function: protein binding. The record is from RefSeq and is a predicted model, not a curated record. Gene Ontology annotation, cellular component: nucleus; SCF ubiquitin ligase complex; cytosol.
AUGGCCCAGCACCGGAAAUCCCGCCCCGGAAGUAGAGUGCGGAGCCCGGAGAGGGGUCGAGCCCGUGGCCCAGACGCUGCCCCGCCUCUUCCGCUGCGGAUCCCGUCACUUCCGCUCCACUGGGCAGAGCUUGGAGCGUGGCGAGUGGCCAUGGCUCCUGGGGUGGCUCCGCGGGCCCGGCGAAGAGUCCGGGGGACGCCGCUGGCCGGGGCGCCGGCCCGCUCGGCAGAGGACUGGUGGUGGGAUCGGCUGGCGCCGAGCGGCUCCGGGUACCACUUGCUGCAGGCGGACAGCAUGCUGCUGGUGCUACCCACCCUGGGGCCCGCCCGCGCCCGCGCGCAGAGGCGCGCCGCCCGCCGCGGUCGGCGGCUGCGGCCCCCGGCGUCCCGCCCCGCUGAGGCCAAAGCCAAGCCCAGGACCUCACCCGCGCCCGCUCCGCAGCAGGGGCCCGACCCGGGCUGGGGCGACCGCAUCCCCUUGGAAAUCCUGCUGCGGAUUUUCGGGCUGUUGGUGGAGGCGAAUGGGCCCAUGCCCUUCCUUGGCAGGGCUGCACGCGUGUGCCGCCGCUGGCACGAGGCCGCCUCCCAGCCCGCGCUCUGGCACACCCUGACUCUGUCACCCCCGCUGGCGGGCCGCCCUGCCAAAGGCGGAGCCAAGGCUGAGAAGAAGCUCCUUGCUUCCCUUGAGUGGCUUAUCCCCAAUCGGUUCUCACAGCUCCAGAGGCUGACUCUCAUCCACUGGAAGUCCCAGGUACACCCUGUGUUGAAGCUGGUUAGUGAGUCCUGUCCUCGGCUCACCUUCCUCAAGCUCUCGGAUUGCCACAGUGUGACCCCCAACACUCUGAUCAUGCUAGCCAAAGCCUGCCCCCAGCUCCACAGCCUGGACGUACAACAUUCCAUGGUGGAGUCCACGGCUGUGGUGAGCUUCUUGGAGGAGGCAGGGCCCCGAAUGCGGAAGCUGUGGCUGACCUACAGCUCCCAGACAACAGCCAUCUUGGGUGCACUGCUGGGCAGCUGCUGCCCACAGCUUCAGGUCCUGGAGGUGAGCACCGGCAUCAACCACAACAUCACUCCCCUCCAACUUCCUGUAGAGGCUCUGCAGAAAGGCUGCCCCCAGCUGCAGGUGCUGCGGCUUCUGAACCUGAUGUGGCUGCCCAAGCCUUCGGGGCGAGCAGUGACUCCUGGCCCGGGCUUCCCCAGCCUGGAGGAGCUCUGCCUUGCCAGCUCCACCUGCAACUUCGUGAGCAAUGAGGUCCUAGACCGCCUGCUCCACGGCUCCCCUAACCUGCGCUUGUUGGACCUUCGCGGCUGUGCCCGAAUCACGCCUGCUGGCCUGCAUGAUCUGCCGUGUCAGGAGCUGGAGCAGCUUCACUUGGGCCUGUAUGGCAUGUCAGACCGGCUGACUCUAGCCAAGGAGGGCAGCCCUCUGUUGACCCAGAAGUGGUGCCACACUCUGCAGGAACUGGACUUAAGUGGCCAGGGCUUCAGCGAGAAGGACCUGGAGCAGGCCUUAGCCGCCUUCUCAGGCACCCCUGAGGGCUCACACCCAGCCCUGUGCUCCCUCAACCUCAGGGGCACCCAGGUCACACCAAGCACAGUCAGCUCUGUGAUCAGCAGUUGCCCGGGUCUGCUGUACCUCAACCUGGAGUCCUGCCGCUGCCUGCCCCGGGGCCUGAAGCGGGCCUAUAGGGGCCCAGGGGAAGUCCAGUGGUGCCUGGAGCAGCUGCUAACCAGCCUCCCCUCUGUCAGCUAGGCAGCUCCGGACUCUUCGGCUGGCCAGCCCUGCCCUGCACCCUUUCCCAGUUUUGAAUGUUUGAGCGUUAUAAUAAAACAUUUUUAGGAA